AUGAAGUUCUCGAGUGCAAUUGUCCUGCCGCUGUUGUCGCUCGGCUCAGGCCUUGCUGCCGCUGCUUCGUGGAGCUUCGAGGAUGCCACGCUCAGUAUUGCCAGCAAAGGAGCUGGUGUAGGUGGUGCCCUCAAGGAGAAACUGUCCCCUGAAGCCCAUCUCAGCAAGCAGGUCAAGCUUGGUCCCACCGACUCGCUCAAGUUGGUCAUGACAACCACCGAGGACAAGACAGCAAAGAGACCUCACCAGGCCUUCCUCACUCUUCACGAGCCCAAGACUGGUCUCGAGGAGUCGUUCAUCUUCAGUGUCAGGGAGAGCGGCAAGGCCAAGGUCGAGCUGGUAUGCCAUGACUCUCCUCGCCAUACAAUUCUUGCAAAGCAACUGACAUGCGUCACAGNNUCGCAAAAGGAUCUCCCCUUCCAAUUCCUCAGCGCAAGCGACCCACUCCAGGCCAAGCUUCUGAUCGCCUCGUUUGGCUCUUCUGAUGCCUACUACACACAUGCCUUCGACUUGACUGUUACCCGCGAUGCCAAUGUGCCUCUCAGCACUCCCGAGCCUCCUCUUCGCUACGCCAAGCUGUCCGAGAUUCACCACAUCUUCCGCAGCGACCCCAAGUCCCNNCCUCCUACCAUUCUAUCUGGCGUCUUUACUCUCGCCAUCAUGGCCUGUCUGCCCGCACUUCUUGGUGGAUGGUUGUUCCUGGGCGCCAACUUCAACCACCUCUCCAAAGCCAUGAACGCUGCUCCCAUCUCCCACGCCCUGUUCUUCGGCAGCAUAGUCGCCAUGGAGUUCAUCUUCUUCUUGUACUACUCUUCCUGGACUCUGUUCCAGAUCUUGCCUCCUGCUGGUCUGGUGGGCACUGUUGCCUUCUUGAGUGGCAGCAAGGCCUUGAGUGAAGUUCAGCAACGCAGACUUGCUGGUCUGAGAUAA
This is a messenger RNA of Aureobasidium musti, 930 nucleotides long. The record is from the annotation of a GenBank genome assembly. NCBI's taxonomy places the organism in Eukaryota, Fungi, Ascomycota, Dothideomycetes, Dothideales, Saccotheciaceae.